Messenger RNA from Cephus cinctus (wheat stem sawfly), 560 nucleotides. RefSeq lists its product as uncharacterized. The transcript has 2 exons. The coding region runs from base 23 to 406 and encodes 127 amino acids. Lineage: Eukaryota; Metazoa; Arthropoda; Insecta; Hymenoptera; Cephidae. The record is from RefSeq and is a predicted model, not a curated record.
UUAUUUUUAUCCGCUGCUUACCAUGGAGGAAGAAACUUUAAAUAUUCGAACACCAAUCACCUUCGAUGAGUCUAUAGCGCACUGCGAAACGCAUGCACACCAGCCUUACGCAUCGUCAACGUUCAACAACAGUGAUAAAAUACGAAUCUCCGUCCAACAUCAAGACUUGUGUUUACUACCGAUAUUAAGAAACCGUUGUAGACCGUUACUACCGAGUAGAAGUUCGUUGCAUGUAUACGGAAAGCUCGUGAAGGAAGAUGGUUCUACGGCGGUUACAAAUACAACCUUGGUUAAUAACGGCAUUUGUCAUCUUUUCGAUGAGAUUCGUUAUGAAAUGAAUGGUAUAGAAAUCGAUCGAAAUAAGAACGUUGGUCUCACGAGUCUCAUGAAGGGCUACCUUUCCUAAUAAAAAUAAGAAUGCCAGUCACUUUGACCAUUGCAAUGUCAGAGACGUUAAACUCUUCUUGAAUUCGCAAUGCUACCCCUAUGGAAAUCUAAACCUUGACAUUGAUCGAAAUCAGUUUGCUCUGCUGUACGAGAUGUAUGUAAACUUUCAAGCU